UUGUCAAUAUUAACCUGAGACGAGAAUGAGACCCUUGUCAAACGCGACGAGUCUGUAAUUAGAGAUGAUAACUCUACAGCUAUCUCCUCCUCCUCUAACUUCCCUUCAAAUCCCCAAUUUGCACCGUGCACAUACAGCAGCUAGCUCUCUUUUUUCCCACUACUCCGCACCCUUCAAAAGCCUUGCUUUCACCUCAAAUCACUUCUCAAAAUCUCACGAAACACAUAAAUUUACAGUCUUUUGUCGUCGCUCAGACUCAAAACCCCUUCACUGUACUCAUACCCUCAAAACCUCCACAUUUCAAAGGUUAAUUUGCUAUGGGAUUAAGGGUUCUGGUGAGGAGACAAAGAUCGGGGUUGAUUCCGGUGGUGGAGACGGUGGUGGUGGCGGAGGCGGCGAUGAUGGUGAUGAUGAAGUUGAGAAGAGUGGUCGAAUUUUGCCGGAGUGGUUGGAUUUCACUUCUGACGACGCAAAGACUGUGUUUGCUGCGCUGGCAAUUUCGCUUGCUUUUCGGUCUUUUAUUGCUGAGCCAAGGUACAUCCCUUCAUUAUCGAUGUAUCCCACUUUUGAUGUCGGUGAUCGAGUGGUUGCGGAGAAGGUUACAUACUAUUUCAGAAAACCUUGUGCAAAUGAUAUAGUGAUAUUCAAAAGCCCGCCGGUGCUUCAAGAAGUUGGAUACACUGAUGAUGAUGUUUUCAUAAAACGGAUUGUUGCCAAGGAAGGUGAUGUUGUGGAGGUUCAUGCAGGGAAGCUUAUAGUCAAUGGAGUUGUGAGAAACGAAAAUUUUAUUCUCGAACCACCUUCUUAUGACAUGACACCAGUUCGAGUUCCUGAGAAUUCAGUUUUUGUGAUGGGUGACAACCGCAAUAACAGUUAUGAUUCACAUGUGUGGGGUCCCCUCCCAGCAAAGAAUAUAAUAGGAAGAUCAAUUAUUCGCUAUUGGCCUCCAAACAGGAUUGGUAGCACGGUUCUUGAGAUUGGCUGUGCUGUUGACAAGCAGGACAGUAACCCAGUGACUGAAUAGCCGUUCCGAUGGGAGUUUUUUUUUGUCUCCCCGAUUCUUUUCAUAGAGUUUCUGACCCUUCAAUAUUUUCAACUGUUUUAUAUAUCUGGAACACAUUGUUUGCUAGAAGGCGAUUCUUAUAGGAAAUACUUUUCGAGGGGCUGGAUGUAUUAAUAUAUUCUCUCAUUAAUUAAAGCCUUGCCAACUGAUUACUGCGUUCAACAUCUUUAA
Jatropha curcas is the source of this 1234-nucleotide messenger RNA. It is a transcript of the gene PLSP1, whose product is annotated as plastidic type i signal peptidase 1. NCBI's taxonomy places the organism in Eukaryota, Viridiplantae, Streptophyta, Magnoliopsida, Malpighiales, Euphorbiaceae. The record is from RefSeq and is a predicted model, not a curated record. Gene Ontology annotation, biological process: thylakoid membrane organization. Gene Ontology annotation, molecular function: serine-type endopeptidase activity. Gene Ontology annotation, cellular component: chloroplast thylakoid membrane.